AUGGGAGAAGACGACUUGGAUGUCGAUGACGAUGAUGCUGUGGUUGAUGAAACAGGUCACAGUAGGACCAUUUCUAGAAGACUUUUGGGAAGCUUAGGACUGAUGGACAUAGGCAUGAACGAGCAACGUUUUCUUGAGUACUUAUCACUCCCACCGGAUCAACCGGUCAACAGCCAUCGUCGGCUGUUUCGCUCGUUACGGACGCGGAUGCAACAGAUGAAAAUGAAUCGCUCUCCCAUUUAUCCUCGCAAAAUUCCAUCAAGGCUCCGGACGCAGCAACCAAUAAUGAUAAAAAAAGUCUCGAAUCCGGUGGACGAAGAUGACAGAUUUACAAAAAAAGCACCUAUUUGGAAACCAUGCAUAUAUCGAAUUCACAUUUUUUCCACACUCCUGUCGAGUCCGUCGAAGAGUUGA
Molecule: messenger RNA, 414 nt
Organism: Opisthorchis viverrini
Lineage: Eukaryota; Metazoa; Platyhelminthes; Trematoda; Opisthorchiida; Opisthorchiidae
Exons: 1
Coding region: 1-414 (137 amino acids)
Source: RefSeq, a predicted model, not a curated record